Meloidogyne enterolobii is the source of this 729-nucleotide messenger RNA. Lineage: Eukaryota; Metazoa; Nematoda; Chromadorea; Rhabditida; Meloidogynidae. The record is from the annotation of a GenBank genome assembly.
CGAAUGCAUAGUUUUUGGCGCUUAUUAAACAAACCUCGUAUUGAUGACUGGAGCCCUUUAGCCAAAUUUUUCUAUGCAGACGAUGCUCUAAAUAUUAUUGCUCAAGAAUUGGAUUCUUUUGAUGGUAGACGAGAUCCAGAACGUUGUAGUCAAUUAGUUAGUAAAUUAAGACAAGCACAAGACAGAGUUCUUCAUAUAAUAUCAGAAAUGGUUUUAAUUUGUUUUCCGCAUGAAAAUGAAAGGACGGGUCGAGAUUAUCGAGUAAAAUUUCCUGAUGAGAUAGUUCAUGAUAAUUUGCCUGGACAAUUGUGGUUUGGGGCUGAAUGUUUGGCUGCUGGAUCUAAUAUUGUUGACCGCGAGGCUGAAAGCGAAUCAAUUCGCCCUAUGGCUAAAACAUUUGUUCGCCACCUUGAGAAAUUGAGAGAUCAACUAAAGGAGCAGGCAAUUCGCGAUCCUAGCCACUACCCCGAUUCUAUAAGAACUCAAUUACAAGUUUUUGACCGUUUAUUUGCUGAAUUUGAAUUUGCCUAUGUAAGCGCCAUGGUGCCUGUUAAGUCUGUUCGAGAAUAUGAUCGACAGCUUGAUGUUGCCGUUCUUUUUUCUGAUUGUCUUACGAGGUUUUUUUUGGAUUAUUUAAGAUUCGUUUGUGAUGUUGGGCGUUUCCGAGAUUGUGGCAAAAGAGCCAUCUCAAUCCUUACAUCUAUCAGAAAACUUUCAAAAUACUUUUAA